GGAAGAUGCGUGACAUUCACGGGUGGUGGCGAACGCGAAAAGGUGCCUGCCACACAAAAGGACAGCACACCACAUGAUGAAGAGACGGCAGCCUGACAUGCCUUGCCGCCCCUGCCGCUUGCCUCGCCGCUUGCAGGUGCUGCUGCUUGCGUUGCUGGUUGUUGCAGCAGCUGCAGGGAGCGGUGCACACGCCAGCAUCCACAGGAGGCGACGAGGGCCAUCGUGGCCAUCACCGCCAGCAGCGUUCAAGGAUGUGACCAGCGCGAUCCGGCGAGGCUGGAGCACGAGGCCACCCAACGUGCCCUCGCAGUACUUUGUAGAGAAGAAGACAACCAACGAUGGCGGCGUCCUGUUUGUGUACACGCACAGCAAGGGUGUGGGGAGCGCUGCAAGCGUUAGUAGCGGUGCAAGUGGCAGCGGUAACGAGGGUGGCCACGGCGACGAUUCGGCGCUACCACCCUGCGAUGUCUCUGCCGUCAUUAGCUAUCGCGAGCGCAUCGAUCCAAUCCACCAGAUUGUACAAACACGGCUGCGCCAGAAGGGCGUGUGCCAUUUCCACCUCGUCGUUGUCCUGUGGGACGUGGCAUGGACCAAGCAUCAGGUCGAGGAGUAUGUUCGUGUCCUGAAGACGCGACCGCGAACGACGCUACUGAUCCAUCGUGGAUCGUUGACGUGCUACAUGUGCCUGCGCAACAUGGCACUGCCGUACAUCGCCUCCUCCAAAUACACCCUCUGGGCAGACCACGGCACCCUAUGGAAGGACAAGUACGUUGCGUUGUGUGUUUGUACAAGUGUGUGUGCCCCCCCCCCCUUUCGGUUGGGUUUUCAGGGGGACAAUUAUUUGAGGGGGUUCACACCCACAGAUUGGGCGGAACCUUCAUUUUUCCUUCCCCGCAAAACGUUUAUAUUUUUAAACAAAGGUGCGUUUGGCCUGUGUUUGUUCGUGUGUGUUAGAGCGUUUUUUUUCCCCCCCCCCGGUUUCUUGCCAAUCGGGGCACCCCAUCCUAACGCCGCCAACAUUCAUGACCCCCACCGUCACCACCGCAGGCCCCACUUUGACCCUGGGGCCCACGGCCCCUUUUUCCCCCCCCUGAGUAUCCCCAUCUUCCGGCGGUUUGGUCGCCAGCGCCAAGUGGCGCAGGUCAGGGGUGAAGGCGCCUUUUUUUUUCCCGUGUCCGGCUACGAGGUGAGCGACUUUAUCAAUUUCGUUUGGCAAUGGGACCCAAUGACCAACAUCCAACACAACCAUUACACCAACGCGCGCAACGGCUUUCUCGACCUCAACUACAGGUGCAUCCACAGCGAUGUGACGUCGCGGUUGUCUGAGAUGUCCAUGGUGGAGCGCGUACCGGACGAGCCGCAGACGCACGCGGCGCUGAUCUUGGCGCACCUCGGGCUUGCCUUCUGGCACGAGUUCUGCUUCGUCAGCGGCGCAGACGUGAGUGCAGCCACGCAUCCCAUGCAGCUGCCACGUGACAGUGUCACCUCAAACUUCACGUGCGACCGCUGGCUCUCCUUGCCAGAGGCGCUUGGCAUGCAGCCGUUUAUGCCCAGCAGCGGCAUUGUGUUCCGCAGCAACUUUGGCAUCUUGCAGUCUGCGCCCUUCAACCUGACGGCUGCGGACGAGCUGCGGCGCAUCUGGGAUGAGCCCCUCAAGUCGCUGCCGUGGGAGCGCGUGACCAAGCUGGCAGAGGGUACGGUGGAGACAAAGUGCCUGGAGCGGCGCCAUGCGAUUGCCGUCAUCUCGGGCCUUGAUCCUGACAAGGUGCCGGGUCACCUCCGCCUGCUGCGCAACCUGCGCCACCUCUCAUCGCUCGUACUGGAAGAGACGGUUCUGGCGAACACCAUCAAGGACGUGACGCGAACGCAGCUCUGGAUUCUGCUGAAGACACGCCCCCUGAAGCAGACGCCAGUGCCACUGCGCUCGUUUGCAGCGUUGCUGGACGACGUUGUGGAGCAAGUGCGCGCGCAUAACGCGCAGGGCAGCGGCCGCUUCCUGAAGGUGCAGUACCUCUCGGCAGAGGGCGACGCCUCGGAGCAGCACGUGUUGUGGACGGCGGGCUUGAAAGUGCGCGGCGUGCGCCACUACCGCGUCACUCUGCAGGAGCUUGAGGAUGCACUCAGACCCGAGUGGUGAUUGUGUGCGUGUGCGUUUGACUGUGCGUGCGUGUGCGUGCGUGUGCGUGCGUGUGUUUAACCGUGCGAUUUCGUUCGUCCCCUUCUUGUGCACACCAUGUUCACUUUCCUUCUUGCCUAGAUGAUGACCUAGUUGACAGUUACGUUACUUGCAGACAUUACAGAGCCAACACCAAG
Molecule: messenger RNA, 2313 nt
Organism: Salpingoeca rosetta
Lineage: Eukaryota; Choanoflagellata; Craspedida; Salpingoecidae
Exons: 7
Coding region: 74-2137 (687 amino acids)
Source: RefSeq, a predicted model, not a curated record